AUGAAGAUUUCGCUUGCUCUCUUAACAUGCCUCUCGUCCCUUUGGCGAGAGGCAGUGGCUUCACGCCAACCCAACAUCCUAUUUGUUCUAACAGAUGAUCAAGAUUGGCACAUGGAAUCUUUGAAGCACAUGCCACUCCUUCAAAAGUACCUCAUUAAUGAAGGAACACUCUACUCCAACCAUUACUGCACUGUGGCUCUCUGCUGUCCUUCUCGAGUCAAUCUCUGGACUGGAAGAGCCGCGCACAAUACCAACGCAAACGUCUGGGCUCCCUAUGGAGGCUACCCAAAGAUCGUGCGGGAGGGCAUCAAUGACAACUAUCUUCCCCACUGGCUUCAAGCUGCUGGCUAUAACACAUACUACAGCGGAAAGCUCUGGAACCAUCACACCGUGGAAAACUACAACCAGCCAUACGCCGGGGGCUUCAACGGUUCCGACUUUCUUCUGGAUCCCCACACCUAUCAGUACCUCAACGCAACCAUGACGCGAAAUGGAGCACCACCGGUGAACUAUGCUGGACUCUACUCGCCGGAUCUCACAGCUGAAAAGGCCUACGGGUUCUUGGACGAUGCCUUAUCAAACGAAGAGCCUUGGUUCCUGGUCCACGCCCCCAUUGCCCCUCACGGGACAGUUGAUCUGACCCCAAACUUCUUUUCCGAUGCGCCCAAGUACGCAGAGCGACAUACCCACCUGUUCAAGGACUACAUCAUUCCACGAGACGAAAGCUUCAAUCCCGAGGUCCAAGGUGGGGUCAGCUGGGUCAAGGAAUUGCCGCGACUCAACGAUACCGUCAUCGCCUACAAUGAUGAAUACCAGAGAGCAAGGUUGAGGGCGCUGCAGUCUGUGGAUGAGAUGGUCGAGGCUAUGAUUAAGAAGGUUGAAGCCGCCGGUCAACUGGACAAUACGUAUAUCAUCUACACUACCGACAACGGAUAUCACAUCAGCCAACAUCGAAUGCAUCCAGGAAAGGAAUGUGGCUUUGAGACAGAUGUCCAUAUUCCUCUAAUCAUUCGCGGCCCAGGUGUUCCCGCAGGCCAUAUCUCUCAAGCGGUCACAGCUCAUACCGAUCUUGCUUCUACGAUCAUGGGCCUCGCAGGUCGGACCUUGUCUGAUACCGACGGAACCCCGAUUCCACUCAGCAUUGACGCUGAAGCCGAGUCAAAGCAGGAGCAUGUUACUAUCGAGUAUUGGGGACUUGCUAUUCCAGAGGGCAUUUUCGGCUGGUACGGUGACAACAACAUGAGUGAUCCAGGCUAUGGCGCACCGGGACAUGCGGCAGACAAGAAUACUUACAAGGCUAUCCGCGUUAUUGGAGAAAGCUAUAACAUCUACUAUUCGGUUUGGUGCACUAACGAGAAGGAAUUUUACGAUCUCAAGGUCAGAAACCUUCUCUCUAAAGAACACGACUCAACCAGCUACAGUCUUGGUGGACGAUCAUUCAAUCAAAUCGUCACACGCCUCGAUGCCCUGAUGAUGGUUCUCAAGAGUUGCAAGGGCCGCGCCUGUGUUGAGCCAUGGCGAGAGCUACAUCCUUCUGGUGAUGUCAACAGUCUCCUAGAGAGCCUUAAGCCAGAGUUUGAUGCAUUUUACCAAGAACAGCCCAAGGUCAGUUUCUCGGGUUGCAAAGUUGCGUACUUUCCCGAGUUUGAAGGCCCAAUGGAGGUCAACAAGUUUCAGAAGGACUCUGAGGAUGCUUGGUGGUGGCCGAAGGAGCUAAAGAGGGAUGUCUCUAAUAGUGAUAAUAAAUACCGAGGCCAAUGGAGUCAUUGGACUUGA
Messenger RNA from Fusarium vanettenii 77-13-4, 1776 nucleotides. RefSeq lists its product as uncharacterized. Bases 1 to 1776 code for a protein of 591 amino acids. The record is from RefSeq and is a predicted model, not a curated record. Gene Ontology annotation, biological process: phenol-containing compound metabolic process. Lineage: Eukaryota; Fungi; Ascomycota; Sordariomycetes; Hypocreales; Nectriaceae. Gene Ontology annotation, molecular function: glycosaminoglycan binding; N-acetylglucosamine-6-sulfatase activity; arylsulfatase activity. The transcript has 5 exons.